CCUCGGCGUCCAAACCUCAGCGCGUGUGGAGCGCCCUCUGUGCGCGAGGCUCGGGGGCCGGCAAGUGUGGGCAGCACUGUGCUCGCAGGGCUCCCAGGCAUUCUGUCUUCCCAACCGCCCUCCUGCUAGUACCUCUUGUUCCUGUUUUACAAAUGAGACUGGCGGUCGAAAAGAAAACCGGGCCGUGGGACAAGACACGUCCCUGUGGGUAACUGACCCUGUGACCUUGAGCAAGUCGCUAGCCCGGCGGGAGCUGAGCCUAAGUUCUCUGCCCCUUGGAACGCCGUCCCAGCUCUCGGUCACGAGAGCUCAGCCGCCCCUGGAAGUGGGUUUCCAGACCCCAAGCAGUGGUUGGCCCGACCUGCCCCCAGAGCCGGAGGGCGCGGGCAGGAGCGGGCACGAGCCAGCGUCCCGCCCUCGCCGCGGCGACCCCGGGGGCCGACGCCCGACUCGGGUCGGACUAACUACGGCGCCCGGGAAGGUUGUUCCGUGCCUCGCGAAGACGUCCGCUUCCGCCAAUCACCGCUUGCGGCCCGCCCCCUCGUCGCCGGAAGCAGCCGUUGCCUCGAGCGACGACGACGUCCGGCUUUCCGAGUUGGCGGCGGGAAAGGCCAUGAGUAAAGGCCGGGCGGACGCCGCGGCGGGAGCCCCUGGGAUCCUCCUGAGGUACCUGCAGGAGCAGAACAGACCCUACAGCGCCCAGGACGUGUUCGGGAACCUGCAGCGGGAACACGGACUGGGCAAGGCGGCGGUGGUGAAGGCGCUGGAGCAGCUGGCCCAGCAAGGCAAAAUCAAAGAGAAGAUGUACGGCAAGCAGAAGAUCUAUUUUGCGGACCAGGACCAGUUUGCCAUGGUGAGUGACGCUGACCUCCAAGGCCUGGAUGCCAAAAUCGUGGCCCUCACUGCUAAGGUGCAGAGCUUACAGCAGAGCUGCCGCCACAUGGAGGCUGAGCUGAAGGAGUUAACUAGUGCCCUGACCACACCGGAGAUGCAGAAAGAGAUCCAGGAGUUGAAGAAGGAGUGUGCUGGCUACAGAGAGAGACUGAAGAAUAUUAAAGCAGCCACCAACCACGUGACUCCAGAAGAGAAAGAGCAGGUGUACAGGGAGAGGCAGAAGUACUGCAAGGAGUGGAGGAAGCGGAAGAGGAUGGCAACAGAGCUGUCUGAUGCCAUUCUGGAAGGAUACCCCAAGAGCAAGAAGCAGUUCUUUGAGGAAGUCGGGAUAGAGACAGAUGAGGAUCACAACGUGAAGCUCCCAGACCCUUGAGGGGUCCCCGGGCAGGACCCGGGGGGGGGGAUGGAAAGAGAGGUCCCGCACUGGUUGGCUCCUCCUGGUUGGCUUCUGUGUUUGUUCCUGCUGCUGUCUUUGGGCAGAGCAGCUGGGAGAGGGGCAGGAGCCAGAGUAUGGGGCGCAGGGAGUGAGCGAGCCCACAGCCGACAGGCUCAGGUGCCAGGUGCGUUUUACUGGCUACAUUCCAGUUGCUUGAACUGAACGCUCCAACUGGAAACAACGCUAAAGGAAAGCAUUUGGCAGUAUUUAUUGUAAUACAGUUUGAUAUAAAAAUACUUAAAUUUCCUCUGGAUAACCAAACCUCGCAGAUGUCAACCCUGCAGAAGGCUACAGAGUAGAGACAGGAAACUAUAUAGCAUUCAAGGAGCCCGAGUCCUUACCCAGGACUUCUUGGAGCUCUGUACCCCAGGAGGCCUUUAAAUACCUUCUCUACCCCUUCACUCUGACCCCAAGUCCUGGGAGAGAUGCAGGCAGCACAGGGACCGAGACCCAGAUACACUUGACAGGAAGGGUGGGAGUGGUUCUGAGGCCCAGUUUGUUUUCCAAAAUUGUAAGUUUAGCAAAACUGCACUGUUGGUGUUUAUUUAGAAAAUUAAAAAAAGAAAAAAAAACUA
Messenger RNA from Mustela lutreola (European mink), 1905 nucleotides. RefSeq names its product PSMC3 interacting protein (gene PSMC3IP). Bases 614 to 1267 code for a protein of 217 amino acids. NCBI's taxonomy places the organism in Eukaryota, Metazoa, Chordata, Mammalia, Carnivora, Mustelidae. Gene Ontology annotation, biological process: meiotic strand invasion involved in reciprocal meiotic recombination; meiotic joint molecule formation; homologous chromosome pairing at meiosis. Gene Ontology annotation, cellular component: DNA recombinase auxiliary factor complex; condensed nuclear chromosome. The record is from RefSeq and is a predicted model, not a curated record. Gene Ontology annotation, molecular function: double-stranded DNA binding; recombinase activator activity. The transcript is spliced from 8 exons.